UUAUUAAAGUUAUGUAACAAAAAUGAAGAUUACGAUCUAGCUAAAGUGGCAGAAGUUGAAACGUCCGAGAAAUCUACAGUUGAGAAGGAUCAAGGUGAUUCUAAAAAUAGAAUACGUAGACAGAACGUGGAAAGUUCAAUUGCGUUCUUUGCUAAAAUGGAUGCCCAUCUGGAACAUGCUGGCAUACACCAAACUGUAGUAUUUGACGUAGUCGUUACUAAUCUUGGAAACGGAUACAACAAACAUUUCGGUGUCUUUGUUGCUCCCGUUACCGGAACUUACGUCUUCUCGACAACUCUUGUUUCUUAUAAUUUUGCCAGUACGCAUGCGCAGUUUCUUGUAAAUGGAACAGCAAUAUCAAAUAUGUAUGUAAGCAGUGGAAACUCUGGCACUGGAGAUGAUACGACCAGUCAAACUAUUGUUCUUCAGCUACAGCAAGGCGAUGACGUAGCAAUUCAAAAUCUUGACUCCGACAAAGGUUUCCUUGGAGCUAGUUACAGCACUUUUUCAGGAUUUUUAUUGUAUGGAGGUGUCUCUACUUCAGCUAUAAUAGGAAAAUAAAA
Messenger RNA from Ruditapes philippinarum (Manila clam), 563 nucleotides. Its product is annotated as C1q-related factor-like. NCBI's taxonomy places the organism in Eukaryota, Metazoa, Mollusca, Bivalvia, Venerida, Veneridae. The coding region runs from base 157 to 561 and encodes 134 amino acids. The record is from RefSeq and is a predicted model, not a curated record. Gene Ontology annotation, molecular function: protein binding. The transcript is spliced from 2 exons.